UCGGCCCCACCCCGCUGCAGCCUCACUGGGGGCGCCCCCCCCAAGGGCCUGUGCCUGUUGGGGACCCUCCACGUGACUCGGUGAUGCAGAACGGUUAUGACCUUCAGUGAGUGUUUGUGAACGAGAGGGUCCCAGCAACUGUACGGGUUUACGCCCGGCCCUGCCCGUGGGUGCGGGGACGUGUGUGGGUGCGUGGGCAUAUGUGGGCGUGUUGGGGAGGGUGCCCAGCGACAUGUGACAAAGACCCGUCUCUGGGAGACGGUGAAGGGACCCGCGAGCUGGCGCUUUGUCUGGUCUGCAGUGAGGUUUGCGCCGCGGCGGCGGGCGCCCGAGCAGUGCAAGAUGCCGGGGCGCCAGGGUGGCCAGGGGCGCGCGCGCCUGUGCCAGGGUGAGUGCGCUGCGGCAGCAAUGAGGGGCGGCAUGGCGGGCCCACGCCAGCCUGGGCCUCGGGCGUGACUGGGCGCCACCCGUGGGCGCUGCAGUGGCCGCGUGUCCCUGUGACCUCGGGAGCCAGCCUGAGCCCAGCCGGGUGGAUCCCUGCACGCCCCUCCCCGUCCACCUUCCACGUGCGUGUCCACGGCGCGCGCACCCGCCAGCGCGCACCCGCCUGCCUGUCACCGCCGCCGCCGCCGCCACCACCACCGCGAACCGUGCUGGAAAAAGGUGCUGGGAACCGAGCGGGCCAGGGCCGUGGGCCCGAGCGCCAUGGACUGGAGAGCGCGAGGCAGGCGGCCUGGGCCUCGCUUCCGCGAGAGCGCGGCCUGGAGUCGGCGGGGGCUUCGGGGGCCGGUGGGGCCGGCGGAGAGGCCGGCCCGCGCCCCCUGAGCGACGGACGCCAGGCCAGACUCUGGAAGCUGGCUCUGGGACUGUGCUCUGGGCACAAGUGGGCACCUGCGCCAGCCCCACCUGUGCCUGGACUGCGGCCCUUCCCCACAGGGUGCCCACCAUGGCCCCGCCACUCUUGCUGCUGCUGCUGGCCAGUGGAGCAGCCGCCUGCCCGCUGCCCUGUGUCUGCCAGAACCUGUCGGAGUCACUCAGCACCCUCUGUGCCCACCGGGGCCUGCUAUUUGUGCCACCCAAUGUGGACCGGCGCACAGUGGAGCUGCGGUUGGCUGACAACUUUAUCCAGGCCCUGGGACCACCUGACUUCCGCAACAUGACAGGGCUGGUGGACCUGACACUGUCUCGAAAUGCCAUCACCCGCAUUGGAGCCCGCGCCUUUGGGGACCUGGAGAGCCUGCGCUCCCUGCACCUGGAUGGCAACAGGCUGGUGGAGCUGGGCAGUGGCAGCCUUCGGGGGCCCAUCAACCUGCAGCACCUCAUCCUUAGCGGCAACCAGCUGAGCCGCAUUGCACCAGGGGCCUUCGAUGAUUUCCUUGAGAGCCUCGAGGACCUGGACCUAUCCUACAACAAUCUCCGGCAGGUGCCCUGGGCUGGCAUUGGUGCCAUGCCUGUCUUGCAUACCCUCAACCUGGACCACAAUGUCAUUGACACACUGCCCCCGGGCGCCUUUGCCCAGCUUGGGCAGCUCUCCCGCCUCGACCUCACCUCCAACCGCCUGGCCACCCUGGCACCCGACCCACUCUUCUCUCGUGGGCGUGAUGCUGAGGCCUCGCCUGCACCCCUGGUACUGAGCUUCAGUGGGAACCCACUACACUGCAACUGUGAGCUCCUAUGGCUGCGGCGGCUGGCCCGGCCGGACGACCUGGAGACUUGCGCCUCCCCAGCGGGCCUAGCUGGCCGCUACUUCUGGGCAGUGCCUGAGGGCGAGUUCUCUUGUGAGCCACCUCUCAUUGCCCGACACACACAGCGCCUCUGGGUGCUGGAGGGCCAGCGAGCUACACUGCGAUGUCGUGCUCUUGGUGACCCAGCUCCCACCAUGCACUGGGUUGGCCCUGAUGACCGACUGGUUGGCAACUCCUCCCGAGCCUGGGCUUUCCCCAAUGGGACCCUGGAGAUAGGGGUGACAGGUGCUGGGGACGCAGGAGGCUAUACCUGCAUUGCUACCAACCCCGCUGGUGAGGCUACUGCCAGAGUAGAGCUCCGGGUGCUGGCCUUGCCCCAUGGUGGGAACACCAGUGCCGAGGGGAGCCGCCCCGGGCCCUCAGACAUUGCUGCCUCAGCUCGAACUGCUGCAGAGGGUGAGGGGAUUCUAGAGUCUGAGCCGGCUGUACAGGUGACAGAGGUGACAGCCACCUCAGGGCUGGUGAGCUGGGGCCCAGGGCGGCCAUCUGACCCUGUGUGGAUGUUCCAAAUCCAGUACAACAGCAGUGAGGACGAGACCCUCAUUUAUCGGAUCGUCCCAGCCUCCAGCCAUCACUUCCUGUUGAAGCAUCUGGUACCCGGUGCUGACUACGAUCUCUGCUUGUUGGCCCUGUCACCUGUUGCUGGGCCCUCCGACCUCACAGCCACCAGGCUACUGGGCUGUGCCCACUUUUCCACACUGCCGGCCACACCCCUGUGCCAUGCCCUACAGGCCCACGUGUUGGGCGGGACCUUGACUGUGGCCGUGGGGGGUGUGCUGGUGGCUGCCUUACUGGUCUUCACUGUGGCCUUGCUGGUUCGGGGCCGGGGAGCAGGGAAUGGCCGCCUCCCCCUUAAGCUCAGCCAUGUCCAAUCCCAGACCAAUGGAGGGCCCAGCCCUACACCCAAGCCCCACCCACCACGGAGCCCCCCACCUCGCCCCCAGCGCAGCUGCUCCCUGGACCUGGGAGAUGCUGGGUGCUACGGCUAUGCCAGACGCCUGGGAGGGGCCUGGGCCCGGCGGAGCCACUCUGUGCAUGGGGGGCUGCUGGCAGCAGGGUGCCGAGGCCUGGGGGGCAGUGCUGAGCAGCUGGAAGAGAGUGUGGUGUGAUGGGAGGGGGCGAUUCUCUUUGUGCCCUGAGGAAUGAGCAGCGUGGCCAGGAAGGUCAGGGCUGCAGCUGCCUGGCACGGCAAGCCACACUGCCCUGGGCCCCUCCUGGUUUUUAUCCUCGGUACCUCAGGCUCCCCGUGACUUGGUGGGACAGGGAACAACUUUCCUUGGUUCUGGCCUCCAGACUGGGGUAAAGGGACAGGUCCCUCCGAUAGGUGCUCAGAGCCACCAAGGCAGGGCUGCAGCCACCAAGUGGGGGUGUUGUUUCUGUUUAUAAUAAAAUUGUUGGGGACACCUCA
Octodon degus (degu) is the source of this 3153-nucleotide messenger RNA. RefSeq names its product leucine rich repeat and fibronectin type III domain containing 4 (gene Lrfn4). The transcript has 3 exons. The record is from RefSeq and is a predicted model, not a curated record. Lineage: Eukaryota; Metazoa; Chordata; Mammalia; Rodentia; Octodontidae. Gene Ontology annotation, molecular function: protein binding. Bases 947 to 2854 code for a protein of 635 amino acids.